This is a messenger RNA of Acanthoscelides obtectus, 2656 nucleotides long. NCBI's taxonomy places the organism in Eukaryota, Metazoa, Arthropoda, Insecta, Coleoptera, Chrysomelidae. The record is from the annotation of a GenBank genome assembly.
AACAGGUGCAAGGUGUGGUGCAUAUUUUCACGACAGGUGGAAUGUGGGUGGUUGUCAAAAUUAAAAAUCAAGGUUAUAAAUAAAUAAACGGUUUUUGUACCCUUUUUUCGGGGAUAAUGAAUUAAAUUUUUUUUUGAGAUCAUCAAACUUGCGUAAAAUCUAAUGAAAAAUGUGAUAUAUUUCGGUACAUAAUAGUUUUUACAUCAAAAAACGGCCUGAAGCUGAGUAUAUUAAAGAAUUCACCUGCCACUCCUAAAGUUCCAAAACGGAAAUGGACAACUCCUGGAUAAAAGUGCAAAAUAAGGACGGAAUGGCCUAUUAUAUCAAUGAACAUACAAAGGUCCAUCAGUGGAGUCAUCCAAAGUUUGCUGAUAUUCGCCAGAGGUUGGAUGAUUGCAACUAUGUAAAAUAUUCUAUGUAUAGAGUGGCUCUAAAAUUUAGGGUCCUUCAGAACGCCUUAUUCAUGGAUGAGGUCCCUUUAUCAGUGAUUAUAGGCGUAUUUUCAAGGCAUAGACUGGGUGUAAAUAAAGAUUCAUUACCCAUAAAGAACUGUGACUUGGAAGCAAUACUUUCGGACAUAUAUUUUGCCUCCAGUAAGAUCAAUCACACCAAUAUUGUUGUUGAUUUUGCUACAGAUCUCCUUAUGAACUUUUUAUAUGAUGUAUAUGACAAGGACAGGCAAGGCCUCAUUCAGGUAUCUUCAGUAAAACUAGCCUUAUACAUUUUGAGCAGCUGUCCAUUGAUAGAUCUCUACAAGUGGAUCUUUCAUCUGUAUGCAGAUCACAACUAUUGCUUAACCAGAGUGAAAUUGCAGAUGUUGUUGAAUAAUAUUACAGAAAUAAUGACAUAUCUACACGAGGAUAACAGCUAUGGUUCACAUUUGAUAGCUGAUACUAUUGAGGAUUGCUUCAAAAAUACGCCAGAUUCUGAAGGCAUAAGUGAAAGCGCUUUUAUAUCUUGGUUAGAGCAACAUCCCAAACUGUUCUCCUGGAUUCCACUGCUUCACAGAAUAAAAAAAGCAGAGCCUGUGAUCCACGGCCAGAAAUGCACCACCUGCAAAUCGAACCCGCUGAUCGGUCUCCGGUACAAAUGUACCAAAUGUCUUCGAUACACGCAAUGUCAACGUUGUUUUUUCGCUGGGCGCACCAGCAGAUCGCACAAGUUGACGCAUCCGAUGAGAGAGUACGCAACUGAAAUUGACGCAGGAGGCUACACGUUUAUUAAGAGGCUGUGUAGCUUGUUGUCGUGCUCGAGACGAGAAGAGGUCGUGGUUAUUGAGACGAAACCUUUAUGUGAUCAAAAUGCAAUAUCAAAAACCCAAUCCAAAGAAGUAUUGUGCAAUAUUCAACCCUUGUCUUCUCCAGAAAAUCAGCUUCAACUUGUAAUCAAACAACUUGAACUGCAAAAUAAAGAGUUACAGGAACUUAUUAGCUUGAGAGACAAGACUGAUAGGGAUAUCAGGCAGUAUUUGGAAGAUCAUCAUCUGCACAUUGCUGAUCAGAUACAAAAAUUGAAGAUUCUAAAGGAAUACCUAAAUGUACCUGCAAGUAACGCAAAACCGCAAGAGAGAGCCAGAAAGCAUAUUUCUGAAUCAACGCCAAUGGUUCAGGACUGUGGAAAAAAGAAAAGAGUUGUGGAACCAGGCAUUGAACUUUUCAGUCCGAUAGUUCCUGAAACGAAUAAUUUUGUGGCAAAUAAGGAUUUGGUAGAUUCUGUUAAAGAUAAUAGUCCAAGCGAGAAUUUUACUCUUGAUCAGAGUAGCAGAUAUUGUAUGGAUGAUACAAAUUGGAUCGCAGGACAAUCUGCAAUAACUUCAGCAGAACGUCCAGUAACUAACACUUGCGAUAGCAAAACAUCCGCGCAAAAAUUUCAGAAUGAUUUGGAUGAAGCCCUGGUUAAAUUGCAGCAAAUUUUGGCGAAUAAUUUCAGCUUAGACGAGUCUUUAGGGCCUGUAGAUAAUACGAAUUUGAAGUAUGCCGUUUCAGAAGUAGAAGGUAUGCUGACAUCGAUAAUAGACAAUGUAGAAAGCAGUAGAAGUUCGAUACGAUCCAAAGGUGGUGCUGCUAAAAUCAGGAACAACAAAAGUUCUCAGAAAUUGAUAGAGGACUCAAUGAAUGAAGAAGAAUUAUGGGUAUAAUGUGUAUCCAAAACAAAAAUAUCUUUUAUGCAUUCCUACAACUUUUUUGGAAAAUAUUUUUUCCUAAAAUAAGUUCGAACAAUUUUUAAAAAUCCUCUUCAAUCAUCAGCGUUCUGACGAGUUAUGAAAGAGCGAAAGUUUGUAGAGACAAUUUGUAUAAAGCUUAAAUGGACAAUGUGAUUCUUAUUAUUUAACACUCUUGUACAUGGAUAUUUUCUAUGUCUACUAACUUAGCUUGGUUCAUGUUUUUUCACAAAAAUAAUACCAUAAAGCUUCUUUUUAUAAAACCACUAUUUUAGUGUAAUUGAAAUUUUAAUUUUUUUAUUGCCCUUCUAGUAUACGAUUAACUGAUAAUAUUAAGUUUUCCUUGCAAUAUGGAAACACAUUUUUAAACGCUCUAUUUUUUUAACAAAGUGUAUAUAUGUUGAACCGUCUUCCUAUUUGUACUUAAGAUCAUAUUUUUAUAUUAGAAUAAUAUUUUAUACUGACUUACAUUUUUUAAUCGAAAUAAAACAAACA